Linum tenue is the source of this 3205-nucleotide messenger RNA. NCBI's taxonomy places the organism in Eukaryota, Viridiplantae, Streptophyta, Magnoliopsida, Malpighiales, Linaceae. The record is from the annotation of a GenBank genome assembly.
UGAAGAUCUAGAAAUACUUGAAUCAUAAAACAAUUUGUUCUUUUUCUUAUAUGUCAAAAGAACAUCAACAAUUAGGUGAAGGAGAAUGAAAAGAAAAAGAGGGAAUUGAAUGGAGUGAAAGUAAACAAAAGAAAACUUGAAGAAAAAACAAGCAAAACAAUAACCUAUUGUAACCUCUUGUUAUUGUUUUGUUGAAAUUUGUUUAGGUGUUGGUCAUCCUCCUAUUUUCUCCAUUGAUCUCAAUUUUGGUUAAAAAAACAUGAAGUAGGCGUUGAAGAAGUAUCAAUUGAUAAAAGACUAAAAGGUGAGGAUAAAGAGGAAAAUGGUGGUGUUUCCUAUAAGAAGUGAAAAAUAGAUAAAGAAUUGGAGGAAAACUUGGAAGAGAAGAAGAAAAUAUUUGGAGGGGAUUGGUGCUAGAAAUGAGCAAAGAGUACAAAGGCAUUGUGAAGGCCUGGGAAGCAACGGUAAGAAAGUCACAAGGAUUCACGAAAAAACGAUCACAUACCAUAUUUGGGACAAUGAUGUCAGCGACAGUAGCUCAUGCAGACGAUGAAGAUCCUUCAUCGACAACGACAGCGACGACAACAACACAACAACAGAAAGAGGUAUUGUUACCCAACGGGGACUUCUACACAGGUCAGUGGCUGGAAGGGCUCCCUCACGGCUCUGGGAAAUAUCUUUGGACAGACGGGUGCAUGUAUUGUGGAGAAUGGCAAAAGGGUAAGACAACAGGGAAAGGUCGGUUCACUUGGCCGUCCGGUGCUAGUUACGAGGGCGAUUUCAAGGUAGGGUACAUGGAUGGUAUAGGGACUUACACAGGUUCAUCUGGUGAUACUUACAAAGGGUGUUGGGUUAUGAAUUUGAAACAUGGACAAGGGAUACAAAAUUACGCUACCGGGGAUUGUUAUGAUGGUGAGUGGAAGAAGGGUUUGCAGGAUGGUCAUGGUAAGUACCAGUGGAAAAGCGGGACCAACUAUGUGGGAGAGUGGAAUGGAGGGAUUAUGAAUGGGAAUGGUGUCAUGAAUUUUGAGGAUGGUAAUAGAUACGAUGGUAAUUGGGAAGAUGGGUUUCCUAAAGGGAACGGGACGUAUAGGUGGGCGGAUGGGGGUUACUAUGUUGGUGUUUGGAGCAAAGGUGAGGCCAAGGAAAGGAGUGGUACUUAUUAUACUGCUGGUUCGCAGGAGGCUGAGGAGGGUUCAGAAUGGGAUCAACAAGAGCUCUUCUUAGGGGAAUCUCUAUCGGCUUGCAAGAUCUCUGUAACUGAGGUUGCCUCCAUUUAUCCAUCACAGAAGGCGUGUUACGUACCUGGUUCUGACGCUGGGAGCUUCAAACAGAUGAAAGCACAUAGCUACGAUGGGAACUCAUCGGCGGCGGAUGGGAGGUUGAGCAAUUACAGUAUGAGUUCGUGGGAAGGGAGUGAUUCUGGGGUUGGUGGCGGGUUUGAUGGGGAAGGGGAGGAGUCUUAUUAUGGGUAUACUAAUGUGAAUGAGAAUUUGAACAAGCUGAGGUUGCAACCGGCAAAAAAGCAAGGGGAGACCAUUUCUAAAGGGCAUAAGAACUAUGAGCUGAUGCUCAAUCUCCAGCUGGGAAUAAGGCAUUCAGUAGGACGACCUGGUCCUCCGCUGACGUCUCUUGAUCUCAAGUCGUCAGCUUUUGAUCCGAGAGAAAAGGUGUGGACUAAAUUUCCCCCCGAAGGAUCCAAGUACACGGUGCCUCACCAGUCUUGUGAGUUUAGAUGGAAGGACUAUUGCCCUUUAGUUUUCAGGACUCUGAGGAAACUGUUCAACGUUGAUCCUGCGGACUACAUGAUAUCGAUAUGUGGGGAUGACGCACUUAGAGAACUUUCAUCUCCUGGGAAAAGUGGAAGCUUCUUUUACUUGACGAAUGAUGAUCGGUACAUGAUAAAGACCAUGAAGAAGGCCGAAGUCAAAGUACUAAUAAGAAUGUUGCCAGCUUACUAUAACCAUGUGCGGCAGUUCGAGAACACUCUUGUCACCAAAUAUUUCGGUCUUCAUUGUGUGAAAUUAACAGGGCCUAAUCAGAAGAAGGUGCGGUUUAUUAUCAUGGGAAAUCUGUUCAAUACAGAGUAUGCUAUUCAUAGGAGGUUUGACUUGAAAGGUUCUUCUCAUGGUCGCAUCACAUGCAAACCCGAAUCAGAAAUCGACGCCUCAACAACACUCAAGGACCUGGACCUCAACUACCUGUUCAGACUGCAGAGAGUAUGGUACCAAGAGUUUUGCAGGCAAGUGGACAGAGACUGUGAGCUGCUGGAGCAAGAGAGGGUGAUGGACUACAGUCUUCUGGUUGGCAUCCACUUUCGGGAGUCGUUUCACAGGGCGGAUAUCCCCACCCCACCCAGGACCUCCGGUGCUCGCACACCCACUGGCCUCCGUACUCCUACAGGAACUCGUACUCCUACUCGCACAGGAAACGGAGAUGUUGACAGUGAUGUGGUAGGAGGAGGAGCUCCAAGGCUUUCUAAAGCUGAGAUUGAUAAGCUCGUUCUCGAUCCCUCUCGGUGGGCGUCAAUCAAAUUAGGAAUGAACAUGCCAGCAAGGGUUGAAAAAACUGUACGAAGGGAUGGUGAGACUCAGCUGGUGGGAGAGCCAACUGGGGAGCUCUAUCAGGUCAUCUUGACGUUUGGCAUAAUAGACAUACUACAAGACUAUGACAUCAGCAAAAAGCUGGAGCAUGCAUACAAAUCAAUGCAGUACGAUCCAACGUCAAUCUCAGCCGUGGAUCCAAAACAAUACUCCAGGCGCUUUCGAGACUUUAUCUUUAAAGUAUUCGUAGAAGAAAGCUGAUCUUCAAAAGGUAACAAGCAACGUGUAUACAUAUUAAUGAGGUAACAACGUACAUAGCCAUUAGAAUGAAGCUAUGAUUCAAUUUGUAAAGUUAAGAGAAGCUAACAAAGGGUGGACGAGGAGAGGACAAGAAGUUUAUUGAGUUGAUUCUUUUUAGAACGUCAAAAUUUAUAUUUUGCUCCAUUAUUUUUUUUUUUUCUCUUUUAAUUAUCUGUUGUGCUCGAGAUUGGGUAGAGGGGUUCUUAAGUUGCAUUUUUUUCCCGGGAUCUAAUAAUGAUGUAUAGAAGGAGAACUGACUAUUUUUCAGGGUACCUUUUCCAAUAUUUUCUUCACAAACAGUUCUUUUUAUUGAGUGUAUAAUAUCUUGUGUAAUUUCAUGUUUUUGUUGCACUUCUAAUGUG